AUGCCGAAACACGAGUUCUUAACCCCAAAAGCAAUUGCCAACAGAAUAAAGGCUAAAGGUCUACAGAAGCUUAAAUGGUACUGCCAGCUCUGCGAAAAACAAUGUCGUGACGAGAAUGGAUAUCAGUGCCACAUUCGUUCCGAGUCUCAUCUUCGUCAAAUGAGUCUUUUGCGUGAAAACCCAGAUAAGUAUCAAAGCACUUAUUCCAGUGAAUUUUUGACCGAUUUUGUAAAAUUAUUGUCAAGAAG
Messenger RNA from Ambispora gerdemannii, 248 nucleotides. Lineage: Eukaryota; Fungi; Glomeromycota; Glomeromycetes; Archaeosporales; Ambisporaceae. The record is from the annotation of a GenBank genome assembly.